AUGCCGGCCGCGAGUCUUUUCAUUGUAAUCGUCGCUUGUUUAGGUCAAAUAACGUGCGCUGAACUCUAUCCUGUCUUGAAGAGAUGUCCAGACAAAGAUUUCAACAAUCUGGGAUAUUCGCCGGGCUGCACUUACACCUGCAGGAAUGGGCCACCGGAAGAUAUAACAGAAUAUUGGGGCAAUUAUAGAGAUGCUACACCGUGCGUUGCUCCUGCAGAUGAUGAACUUACAGUGUUCACACACAUUGGGACUUGCGAAAACGGAACAUGCGUUCAAUAUGAUGGACCGAACAUUCAACAAGUAUGGAGCCAACUUCCUGAGUUGCAAGCCAAGUUUCAUAAUUGCGAACCCAUGUCAAGCGACUAUUCUGUCGAAAACUGCCUGUAUAUUUGCAAGACAGAUUCCUACGGAUAUUCCUACGGAAUUCACAAGGAUCGUACCGAAUGCACACUAAAAAAUGGCGGGGUCGGCAUCUGCUUGAGUGGAUUUUGCCACGGAAAUGAAUACUUUCCGACAACUGAUAAGGAUACCCUGACACUAUUGUAA
Molecule: messenger RNA, 546 nt
Organism: Ixodes scapularis (black-legged tick)
Lineage: Eukaryota; Metazoa; Arthropoda; Arachnida; Ixodida; Ixodidae
Exons: 7
Coding region: 1-546 (181 amino acids)
Source: RefSeq, a predicted model, not a curated record